AUUGGAUGACAACCGCGUUUGUUUGGGUGCUCAAACGACAAAUCAUGAAUCCUCUGCUGAUAGUCGAUUUUUCCUCUAUAAAAUCUCAGCGGACACUCCACCAGUUGAGCAUACAGAGAAUUCUUUCUCGUCUCGCUUUACACCCAACAAUGGCUUCCCUGCCAUUCUCCUCUUCCUUGCUUUUUUUCUUCUCUGCUGCUUUCCUUGGCUCCCACUCUGUUUCACAUGCGCAGCUGACGACGAAUUUCUAUUCCACGUCCUGUCCACUUGCGCUAACCUCGAUCCAGGCGGUGGUUACAGCAGCAGUGCUAGUAGACCCCAGGAUGGGUGCCUCUCUAGUUCGCUUACACUUCCAUGACUGCUUUGUCAAUGGAUGCGAUGCAUCGGUGCUCUUGGACGACUCCGCAACUAUCCAGAGCGAGAAGAGUGCGCCUCCAAAUAUGAACUCGUUGAGGGGAUUCGAGCUCGUCGACACCAUUAAAGCUGCACUGGAGGUACUUUGCCCUCGUGUGGUUUCUUGUGCAGAUAUUCUGGCAGUUGCUGCCCGCGACUCGGUCGCAAUGCUUGGUGGCCCCAACUAUGCGGUGAUGCUAGGGAGGAGAGACUCACUUAUAGCAAACCAAAGUGGUGCCAGUACUGACCUUCCUCCUCCCUCUUUCAGCUUGACUCAGCUCAAUACAUCCUUCGCUCAAAAAAAGCUGAGUUUCCAAGACAUGGUUGCUCUCUCAGGCGCUCAUACAUUCGGGAGAGCGAGGUGCGUAAAUUUCCGCGACCACUUGAACGAGAGCAACAUUGAUCCAGCCUUUGCUGCGACUCUGAGACCUUCUUGCAGCAAUUCUUCGGCCGACGACAAUAAUUUGGCGAAUCUGGAUGUCUCAACUCCAAAUGCCUUCGAUAAUGCAUAUUACAGAAACCUGCUGAACAGGCGGGGCCUUCUUCACUCUGAUCAAGAGCUCUUCAAUGGAGGCGCUGCUGACGCAAUAGUGAGGACCUACAGCACAAGCCCCACGGCCUUCUUCACUGACUUCGGCAACGCCAUGAUCAAGAUGGGCAACAUAAGUCCCCUUACUGGAACCAGUGGACAGAUAAGGCUGAACUGCAGAAGAGUCAACUAGAUCUACCGCUUGGCCACAUUUUCCUUGUGUUCCUUCUGUUGCCAAUCUCUGCGUUCUGUUCUGCGUGUGGAGCUCUUGUAGAAGAUUUCACAAUAAAGCCAAGGAUUGGUCUUGAUAGAGCGCUGUUCCUUGACUAUUUGCCAUUGUGGUGGCUUCCGUAAAAGAUAGGGACAUGCCAACAAUGAGUUCACUUGAUAUCUUCAACUUAAAAAAUUCAAGAGUUAGUGCACCUCCAUUGGCGUAAUCAACUUCAUGGUCAGUGUCUGCCGUUUGGGUGAUCUCACGAUUGUGCCUCUUCA
Molecule: messenger RNA, 1414 nt
Organism: Nymphaea colorata (pocket water lily)
Lineage: Eukaryota; Viridiplantae; Streptophyta; Magnoliopsida; Nymphaeales; Nymphaeaceae
Product: cationic peroxidase 1-like
Exons: 4
Coding region: 6-1115 (369 amino acids)
Biological process (GO): response to oxidative stress; hydrogen peroxide catabolic process
Molecular function (GO): heme binding; peroxidase activity
Source: RefSeq, a predicted model, not a curated record